ACGGGGACAAAUUUUGCCCACAGGAAAAGGAAAAAUAAUUUCACCCGUGUAAUGUCAUUCCCAAGAUGUCUGUGCAAGAAAAUAAUUGAUCGAAUGGGAAAGGAACGAAUCUUCCACCCCUUUACUGUCAUUCCGAAGAAUUACCACACGGGGAAAAAUGUUGCCCACAGGAAAAGGAAAAAUAAUUUCACAUGUGUAAUGUCCUUCGCAAAAUGUGUGUGCAAGGAAAUAAUUGAUCGAAUGGGAAACGAACGAAUCUUCCACCCCUUUACUGUCAUUCCGAAUAAUUACCACACGGGGAAAAAUGUUGCCCACAGGAAAAGGAAAAAUAAUUUCACAUGUGUAAUGUCCUACGCAAAAUGUGUUUGCAAGGAAAUAAUUGAUCGAAUUGGAAACGAACGAAUCUUCCACCCCUUUACUGUCAUUCCGAAUAAUUACGGGAUGAGGCAAUAUUUUACACACAGAAAGAAAGAGUAA
Messenger RNA from Plasmodium inui San Antonio 1, 477 nucleotides. RefSeq lists its product as hypothetical. Lineage: Eukaryota; Apicomplexa; Aconoidasida; Haemosporida; Plasmodiidae. The transcript has a single exon. The annotation marks the transcript as partial. The record is from RefSeq and is a predicted model, not a curated record.